AUGAGUAACCACGUUCGAUUGGCCUGUGACAGAUGCAGAGCCUCUAAGCUCCGCUGUCCGCGACAUGAGGUUUCGGAGCGCAACGCCUGCGACCGCUGUAUCCGUGCUGGCACUUCGUGCAUCACUAGCAGUGCGCGCCCUCUGGGACGGCCUCGUACGAAACAGCCAAUUCGUGGAACGAGCGCGUCCGUAGCUCGAGACCGGGUGGUGUCAUCGAAUAAUACCACGAGCUUCCAGGAACUCUCAACCAGCAUCAAUUCCGCUACAUAUGAUUUGGGUGGGAAUGUCAUAAAUACCUCACCCGAACUCCCAAACCUCCCAACUUGGCUUGACACGGGCUCUGAUUCUGGCCUCAAUGUCUUGAAUCCGAUCAAUGGCGACUUCAUCAACUACCAGGAACCAUCAUUAGGUGGCAUAUUUUCCCCAAGACUGUAUACGCCCUACGAAAACACGAAUGUGGAUCCUGCAUUGAUGCCCAUUAGGAGUGAAAACACCUCUCCGCCACGAACUCCUCAAACCGAUGCGAUAAUCAAAUUGUCGCACCUUGGUGCAAGUAUUGCCAUGCACAAGGCCGAGGCCGAAGCCUAUCCAUUAUGCAUUCCGCCCGGUCCUAAUCAGCGCCUCUGUGCCGAGACGUCGGACGAGAUAGAGAACAUCCCCGUGGUUCGGGCACUUCAGAUUGCCUCCGAAUUCAGUACCAUUCUCGAGUGGCUGGCAUCAAACCUAGUGUGCUCGUCCUCAUCUACCUCAGCAACAUCUUCUCCUCCUUCCGAGAAGAGCUAUUCGAGUUCCUCGCCAAGUGAGGUGGCAUCAUCAGCCCAGAAUGUCGCCCAUCCUUACACCAAACCUAUCUUACUCCUAAUCCUGUCGAAUUACAUCCAGAUGAUCGAACUCUAUAAUUAUAUCCUCGGUCGUGUAUGUGAGGUGAUAGGACAAAUUCGAGACACUUCUGACUUCUUCGAGAUAUCUACCAAGUUUCGUGUCAAUGGAAUUCCACCAAUGAAACCUCAAACGUACGUAAGUUUCAUCUUACAGGCCACCGCUGAGGACUUGCAAAGUGUCGAGCGUCUCAUGGGCCUACCAGAAGAGCUUCGCAUCUCACAGCACCAUAUCUCUCGCAAAGGGAUUUUCAGUGACGUGAAGUCGCGCUCUCUUCUGCGACUCGUGCUUGGUGAGGCUGAUUCGGAAUGUGGGAAAGACUCAGCGACUUCAGCCGUCACUUUCCUCAGAGAAACAUUGCAUACCUUGGACACGGAGCUUCGUCGCGUACGAUAG
This is a messenger RNA of Exophiala bonariae, 1275 nucleotides long. RefSeq lists its product as uncharacterized. Gene Ontology annotation, biological process: regulation of DNA-templated transcription. The transcript has a single exon. The coding region runs from base 1 to 1275 and encodes 424 amino acids. Gene Ontology annotation, molecular function: zinc ion binding; DNA-binding transcription factor activity, RNA polymerase II-specific. The record is from RefSeq and is a predicted model, not a curated record. Lineage: Eukaryota; Fungi; Ascomycota; Eurotiomycetes; Chaetothyriales; Herpotrichiellaceae.